CGUAUCUACUGCCAAUAAAUGGCCCCGCAACUUUCCAGCUGAACGCAGCAAACGCCAAGGCCGCAUUUACCUAACAUGUGCCCAUAGUUACUCCCAUGACGGAGUCGUAGGUGGCAGAUGCUCUGCUCGUUCUCGUUAAAACACCAUUUAACGAAACUGUUUAUGUCUAUGUUAUCCUAGUUUGUACUAAUGUCCUCAGUUCUCGGUAGAUACAGUUAGGUAACGAUAUGGGCGACAGGUCCCCAGCUACUCCGGCAUUCCAACCAGGUGUUAGAUGUUCGGCUAGUUGCGAGAUAACAAUAACAAACCUACUGGGAUACCUAAGUAGCAAUCGGUGUCACGUCGCCUCAGCAAUCAGGUAUCGGCGCUCAUGUUGUGACCAGUGAAGGGACAUCCAACUUGCUACAAUAUCGACCUGGUUGAGACGCACAUGUGAUUGAAGUGUUAGCUCUGUGUGGGAUGGAAAUUUUUAUGAUGGGAAUGUUGUUACUCUGGGUGUAAGAGUUGUUACACCCUCUAUUUUAGUCGGAAGUGAAAAAGAUUCAUUGUACUUUUUAUGAUAAAUAUUGUCCAUAACAUGCAACCUUAGGAUUGUGAUUCCUUAUUGUUCGAAGAUUCGGCGAUAAUUGUAGCUGAUUAUAGCCUGAAAGUGCUUCAAUUGGCUAUAAAUUUUAUUGUUGAACGAAACCUCACUGCUUUAUACACUUUGCUGGCAGGAUUUUCUUUUCAUAUCUUCUCUGCUGGUUACAAAUGCAGAAGGGAAUCCGUUUUAACGAGGGCCAGUUACUGUACCUGGCCAGUAAAGCUCGCCAUGAAAACAGUAUGAAUGGUUUCCUAUUCAAGAAGAGUUCUGACACUGGUAAAUGGCAGCAACGACAUUUUGUCUUGUAUCAGAAUGUAUUGUUUUACUUCGAGAAUGACAGCGUUGUGCGUCCAUCAGGUGUGGCGCUCCUGGAGGGAAGUUACUGUGAGCGACUCGUUACACCGGUGGUUGUGCACAAAGGGAAAGACACAGAAAAACAGUAUUGCUUUACCAUCACGUACAAAAGCGAGGGCCAAAGACAAUACGAUCUACGCAGUGAAUCAGAGUCGGACUGUAAGGCAUGGAUUGAUGCCAUCCAGAGAGCAAGCUAUGGCAAGGUGUUGGAACAGAAAGAAGAACUGGAGCAGAAACACUUGCACCUUCUGCAGAUUCUUGACAGCGAAAGGCAGGCCAAGUGGCACUAUGUUCAGCAGACCGAGGAGCUGGCAGCAGAGGUGAAGAAACUCAAAGCUGAGUUACAGAAAUUUCAGAAGGAAAGUGGUUCAAAUCUUCAAGUUAAUGAGGAGACCGAUGAAAUAAAAAAGAUUAAGAAGGUUCAAAGCUUUUUUCGAGGAUGGCUGUGUCGACGUCGCUGGAAGCAGAUUGUGGAACUGUAUAUUCGGUCUCCUCAUGCAGAGAGUAUGCGGAAACGCAACAGCAUUGUUUUCAGUAUGGUAGAGUGUGAGGAAGAGUAUAACCGCCAACUUUCUUGCCUUGUCACUUGUUUUCUGAGACCGUUAAGAAUGGCUGCAAGUUCAAAGAAACCCCCCAUAUCACAUGAAGAUGUCAACUCUAUAUUUCUGAACAGUGAGACCCUACUGUUUUUACAUCAGAUAUUUCUGAAGGGUUUGACAGCAAGACUAGAAAACUGGCCAACACUUGUAUUAGGGGAUUUGUUUGACAUGCUUCUACCAAUGCUGAGCAUAUAUCAGGAAUAUGUGCGCAAUCAUCACUACAGUCUACAGGUUCUAGCUGAAUACAAGCAACGACCAGAAUUUAACAACUUGCUGCGCCGCUAUGAAGAGAAGCCUGCGUGUGAGGGUCGCACUCUGGAGACCUUUCUCACAUAUCCUAUGCAUCAGAUACCUCGCUACAUUAUCACUCUGCACGAACUCCUUGCCCAUACACCCCAUGAGCAUGUUGAACGACGAAGCCUAGAGUUUGCAAAAGGCAAAUUGGAAGAACUCUCUAGGGUGAUGCAUGAUGAAGUGAGUGAAACAGAAAACAUUCGCAAGAACCUUUCGAUAGAACGGAUGAUUGUUGAAGGCUGUGACAUACUUUUGGAUGUCAACCAGACGUUUGUCAGACAAGGGCCUUUGCUGCAGGUGAUUCAUGAGAGAGGAAAAUCAAGUCGUGGAAGACUGGGGUCUUUUAGCUCUUCAUUUAAGGAAUCAAAAAAGGAGGUAGUUCGUCAGAUAUUCCUUUUCACAAAUCACAUUCUCCUGACUGUGAGAGCUUCCAAUGGCCGCCUUCAUCUAGCAAAGAUCUGUGGCAAGAUUCCACUGACAGACUGCACAUUGGUUGAAGACCCUAGUUCAGAUGUUUUCUUCUUUGAUGAGGAAACCUCUUCCUUGGAUUCCAAUCUCAGCCUUGGCAGUCAGUCGUCGGUCUCAAAUUUGCUGCCAGCACCUCCACCUAGCUGGGAACAAAGCAGGGCAGUGGAUUACAAUGGUCUAGACUUCCGCCUCAUCGUGGACUCAAAAAGUGGCCCUCCGACCACUGUGUCCUUAGUGGCCUCUACGCUGCAUGAGAAAUCUGCAUGGUGUAGUGAUAUUAGCCAGUGCAUCGAGAACUUACUGUACAGUGACCUCUUGAACAGCUCCAUGAGUGAAUCGUCUUCAGUGACUAUGCCACAGUCUGUUCGGUCAGAUCCAAAAUUAUUCAGAGACGAUGUAGAUAUCAAGUUCAGCAGAACUCUAAAUUCUUGUAAAGUACCUCAGAUACGACAUGCAAGUGUAGAGCGGUUACUUGAGCGACUCACUGAUCUCCGAUUUUUGAGUAUUGAUUUUCUGAACACCUUUCUCCUGACGUACCGUGUGUUUACAACAGGGCACACACUGUUGGAAUCUUUGAAGAAGGUCUACAAGAAUCCUGACACGGGUAAUCAAGAGACAGGAGCAAUGUGUCUGAAUGAUGUAGAGAGUGGAAGUCCCCCUCAUACAGAGUUCACCAAUGAGCCUCCUGAUACCAAACUUGUGAUCAAACCACAUGCAGAGAAGCUUCACAGGAUCAGUACAGGAUGUAUGACUGAAGUGUUGCCUGCAGCUCUCCAGAUGAAAGACACAGCAAGAGAUAUAGCUGGCUAUAUGGCACAUGCUGAUGUUGACAGAAUAUCACCAGCAGCAAUCAGUUUCAGGUAUGAUAGAAGUGAAUCCCUGGAAAGUGAUGACAGUAGAUCAGAACUUGCCAACUAUUUGAGUCCACCAAAAUGUAAACUGGCACCAAUUGCAUCAUGUGAAACACUUUGUGAUUCGGAUGUAGUGGAUGUGCCUGCAAUAACUACAGAUGACUCAUCUUCCUCAGGUAUUUUGUUAUCCGACUUUGACAUUGGAGAAUCCACCCCAGAUACUUGUGAUAGCAGUGACAGUGAGGGCAAACUGGCUCCACCAACCCAAGUUUGUGGAAUGGUGCUUACAGACAAUUUGAUUGCUGCCCCUAUUACCAGCCCUAACACAGUCAGCUCUGCAGCCAGUUCAGACACUUUGACCCCAGGAACACCUAGAGUCAGUCCAAUACCAUCUUUGUUUGGGAGUCCUAAGAAGGCUACACUUGUGUAUAGUAUAAAUGACAGACAGAGUAGCCCACAGAGGCGGGUGUCAAGUCCAUGCAAGGUGACUGACUCAUCAUUCAAUCUUGAUGCUCUUACACUGUCCCCAUGCAGUAGCCCAGUGCGACGCCCAGCUUCCUCCUCGCCUGUCCGUAUACCUUCACCAUUAGAUUGUAUCAAACAUGGAAAAAGUCACUCUCAAGGUCCUUCACCUUGCCUGUCACCAUCGGCGAGUCCAAAGUUGAGAAGGGCACCAUCACCAAUUAGCUACAGUAACUCAUCACCAAAUAUCGCACCUCAAAUUAAGAUUCGACCAUUUUCUGGAAAGCGUGGCAGUGCUGAGGCUGAGUCUAUCAAUAUUUCAACACCCCGUGGCAGUCUUGCACAGAUUGAAGGCUCUCCUCCUCAAGCUAAAGCAGGCACAGUUGUCACAUCUUCACGUGCAUCCAAGAGAAGGUCAAGUUCUUCUGCUGCCACAACUGCUUUUGCUGCGGCCACAGCAGGGCUAGCAAGUUGUCCUGUUAGCUCAGCAGCAGAUGACCAGAGGGGUAUCAACAGAUACCUAAGUGUAGUGUCAGGUGUUGAUCCACAUUCUCCCAAGAAGCGUGAAUCUGUAAUUUUUACAGCUGCCACCAUGAGAGUUCUCAAUGUCCUGAAACACUGGGUUUCGAAACAUCAACAGGAUUUUGAGUCAGAUCUGACUCUGAAAAGUUCUGUAAUGGAGCUUCUAGAUGAGAUGCUGAACAACAGCAACCUUCUGCCAACAGAACACAAAGCUGCUGGAUCUAUAUUACGCACAAUUACCAGGGAUACCUCUACUAUGUCACUUGAGGACCUCAACAAACUGCUUGCACCACCAGUGGUUCCAUCCAAAGACAACUUUGAUACUCUUUCAGCCCUGGAUAUAGCUGAACAGCUUACAUAUCUUGAUCACAAAAUCUUCAUGUCAAUAAACAGCGAAGAACUGUUGAGUCAAGCUUGGAUGAAACCAGAUAAAAGCAACAAAGCUGUUCAUGUUCUGCUGGUCAGUAAAAGAUUCAAUGAGGUCAGUAGACAAGUUGUGUCAGAAAUUGUUCGCCGUCCGAAUCUGCAAGAGAGAGUCUCAUGUAUUGAAAAAUGGGCAGCAAUUGCAGAUAUUUGCAGAUGUAUGCAUAACUACAAUGGUGUACUCCAGAUCUGUGCAGCAUUUGUCAACAGCUCAGUAUACCGACUGAAGAAAACCUGGGAGAGAUUAUCAAAACAGACCAAGCAAAUGAUUGAGAAACUCCAAGUCCUUGUGUCUUCUGAAGGAAGGUUCAAAAACAUGCGAGAAGCUCUUCAUAGAUGUGAUCCUCCAUGUAUUCCCUACCUUGGAAUGUACCUAACCGACUUGUCCUUCAUUGAAGAGGGAACACCAAACUUCACUGAAGAUGGUCUCGUCAAUUUUUCCAAGAUGCGUAUGAUUGCUCAUGUGAUACGAGAGAUCAGGCUCUUCCAGCAAACAUGGUAUAGAAUAGAACAUCAUUCACGGGUUACAAACUAUCUACUAGACCCAUUGAACCUACUUGAUGAGGAACAAACUUACAAGGCUUCACUAGGAAUAGAGCCCAAACAGUCACGAUUGUCAGUUGUAUCAGCACCACAAUGAAUAACAUGUGAAGCCUGAUCUGACAGACACAGUAUUGAAUUCCAACUACUAUGAAGAUCAUCGAGGCAACACCAAACCUCAUCUCAACUGUUGCAACUGUCAACAUACACGAACAUCAUGAACAGUUGUGGAGUUCACCAAGAACAGACAUUUGCAAUAUGAAGAACCUGUCAACACUAUCCACAUGCACAAGGAGAACAGCGGGUUAAGCAAUGACAAAUUUGCUUUUGUCCUCUCAGUGGCAUUUGUGGUUAUGCAGAUGUCAACAUGUUCUGUUUAGUAUAAGUCAAGAUAUUCAAACAUUUACAAUGAGCAAGAUAAAAAGUCAUUCACAAUAGUAUGUUAGCUAGCAACCACAAAAAUGUUUUCAUUCCUCUUGUCCUUGUAUAUAUACAACCUAUUCUAAUAUACUCAAAGGCAAAAGUAUUUGAGAAAAAUAAUGAAAAUCUGUCAUUCCAAAUGAAGAGCGCUCCUGCCAUAUGUGAACAAGUCAUGUCAUACAAGGAGGUUCAGAGGCAAGAUUGCUAGUGAAUGUGUCUACCUUAUGCAUUGAUGCCAGCCUGACACAUUCACCUCAUUGAGGUCCCUAAAUGGUGAUGAAAGGCAGAGGGAGUGGCAUUACAUGUCUGAGGAAAACUGAGCUGGAGUUCCUGCAACAUUGAUGGAGGAUUUGAAAAAGGUUGCUAACAUUCAGUUUCAUCCAAGAAAUUAUCAACUGGUGACAGGUCAGGGGAUCUUGCAGGCCUGGGAAACACAUAAACAUUAACCAAGACGUUCUACCAUUAGGAUUGAUUGCCUACUGUUCUUGUAGAUACCCUUCUGUUGCAGUUUUUGAUACUUCUGUGAGAGUUGCUGUCUGGAACCUACUGUAUAUCGAAGAUGCAUGGUUCUAAUCCAUGUCAUGGAGAGGGGUAGUCAUGCGUCAGCAGCCAAUACAGCAUGGUCUUUAACAUGGUUGUUCUGUUGAUAAUUUGGUAUUUCUGUAGAUGGUAAAUUGACAUACAACAUCUUGCAGCAAGGUACCUGGUUCAAACCUUUCUAUGGCCCGCCAUCUGUCAUGUUCACCUUGGCUGGGUGAAGUCUCAUAAAGAAAUAAUCCAAAGUGGUGUUUUUCUGAACUUUGCAAUUCCGAAGAUUGCUUAGAGUGACAGUGAUAUGGGUUUGGGUAUCUGGGCCUAGAGUUUCGAAACAAUCUCAGAUUAUCAUAAAGUUAUCAUAAGGAAAUCAUACUCUGUUGUAGCCUAUUUUUGAAACUAUCUAAGCCCUUAGAUGUUGUAAGAUUUUCGUAAAUCAAAGAUACCUUUAUACCUGUUGUAAUUUUUUUUUUAUCUUCAUCCACCAACAUGGGUGCGUACUUUGCCAUAGAUAUUGUUCAUACAAAUAAUCUGCUUUGUAACAUUGACAUUUUAUUUUGUUGAACUUUGUGAUACAAAUUGACCCUUCAAAAACACAGAGAACGAAUUAAAGAUUUCACAUCA
Haliotis rufescens (red abalone) is the source of this 6674-nucleotide messenger RNA. RefSeq names its product ras-specific guanine nucleotide-releasing factor 2-like. The transcript is spliced from 29 exons. The record is from RefSeq and is a predicted model, not a curated record. Gene Ontology annotation, molecular function: guanyl-nucleotide exchange factor activity; protein binding. NCBI's taxonomy places the organism in Eukaryota, Metazoa, Mollusca, Gastropoda, Lepetellida, Haliotidae. Gene Ontology annotation, cellular component: plasma membrane. Gene Ontology annotation, biological process: positive regulation of GTPase activity; Ras protein signal transduction. The coding region runs from base 751 to 5196 and encodes 1481 amino acids.